This is a messenger RNA of Prorocentrum cordatum, 851 nucleotides long. Lineage: Eukaryota; Dinophyceae; Prorocentrales; Prorocentraceae. The record is from the annotation of a GenBank genome assembly.
GACUCGGCGGUGCGGCCGAGCGUGAGGCGCCGGAGUCGGCCGGCCGUGCGCGACUGUCCGCCGCGCCCUCUCCACAGGGAGGAGGACAGUGAGGACAGCAGCACGACGAGGGUCGGCGAGCAGGCCGUGAUCCACGUCCGCAGCUUCCAGGCGGGGGUGGCACACCUCCGGGCGAACGUCGUGUCCGCGUCCCGCACUGGCCCCGCAGGUGGGACCGGCGACGACGCGAGCGAGUCGGCGGACGGUCUGGAGCCAGCCCCGCCUUGGGCCGCUGGGCACACCAACGGCCGCCUCCCCAUCCAACUCGUGGCCCUGGGCCCGCCGCUGGCCGCUCAGCCCUCCGAGCCCGACGCUCAGAUGGGUGGUUCAGGAGGCGAGCGCGGCCGCUUCGGGUGGACCUGCGCGGCGUGCCAGGCCGACAACGCGGCCAGGCUUCAGUGCUGCCGGUGCGGCGCGCCGAACCCGCGGCUCGAGGCGUCUUCCGAGUGGGCCGAGGGGUCGGAAGCCGAGGGCCCGCCCGACGCCGAGUGCCCCGAAGCUGAGCCGGGAGUCAUAGCGGAGGGGCUCGACAAUGACGCGGCAGCGGCGGUCGUCGGCGACGCGGACAUCCCCUUGUUCAACGGGCACACCCAGAGGUCGAUGCGCAGGCGGAUCGAGGCCGACGACCUCCCCGAGCCGGCUGGGGCGCCCACCUGGCGCGCGCUUGCCGAAGCGGGGUCCCCAGCGCGGCGGGUUUCCGCGCGCGCGCGGGCCCGAUUGUGCAGCUCGGGCUUGGCUCCUUGCGCCGGGCCCGGUCGCGGCCAAGGCCCCUCCCUGCGCUUCACCCACCCAGUACACGAUUUCGUUGCCAC